Messenger RNA from Dentiscutata erythropus, 621 nucleotides. Lineage: Eukaryota; Fungi; Glomeromycota; Glomeromycetes; Diversisporales; Gigasporaceae. The record is from the annotation of a GenBank genome assembly.
AUGGCACAACCAAAAACUUUACUUGGAACAAUGUUUCAAGAUCGAAAUAAAUGUAUGAGACAUCCAAUGAAUGGAAAUGAAUAUUUUUUUGAUCGUAAUAGUGAAGCAUUUUAUUAUAUAAUGGAAUUUUAUCGAACUGGAAAACUUACUUUGCCCAAUGAAUCUGGAAAAGUCACCUACAAACAACUUGAAGAAGAGCUUGAUUAUUUUCAAAUCCCUUUUGAUAAGCCGGCAGUAAUUUGUUCGUCAAUUUUAGGAAUUAUUAGAAAUAAUAUUGAUAACCUCAUUUCUGCCUUUGAAGAAUUGAUCAUUCGUUGUUGCAAAUAUUUUAUAAAUCAUAUCAAAUUAGAACUUAAAAAUAAUGAGAUUCAUAUAAUUAAUGACAAGUCGGAUAAUAGACAUUAUUAUGAUCUUCAAGAUAUACAAAAGUUUUGUUCAUCUAGGUUUAUGUAUGAUGAGACUCGUGUUAUUUUAGAUAAUAUGGGAAAACAUAUUGAAGAUCAUUUAGUUAUAAGAUUUCUUGAUUUAAACCUAAAAUACGAAUCCGGACAAAAUAGUAAUGGCCUACCUUUUAUCUCUAUCACUUUUUUAUUUGAAAAUGUUUAUAAAAAUUUUAAUUGA